AAAUAAAAAGUAAAAUUUUCAGCAUCUUCAGUGUGAGAUACGGCGUUCGUUGGAAACGAAUGGACCCAAAUUUCUAACUAUAAUAUUUUUGCACCAUGGCUUGGUCAGGUGAACAGAAGCGGAUAGAAAAUAAGAAGAAGAACUUAGAUACGAGAAUAAAAUUCAGUUCAUGGACUCCUAUGAACCAUGCACCUACCAAAGACAAGGUAUUCGAAGAAAGGCGAGAAGUCAUCCAAAAAUGGUUUGACAAAUGGACAGAUGCACAGAAGAGAAAUGUGAUAGCGGACAUUGUGGACCGUUGUACAAUGUCCCAGCUCCAGUACACUAAAUCAUUGGUCAAGGUGCAGCUACCUGUUGAGCGUGUGGACUUCACAAGGGUAUUACCUAGAGCACUCAGUCUUUACAUCUUCUCAUUCCUGGAUCCUAGGAGUCUCUGUAGAACUGCUCAAGUUUGUUGGUACUGGCGCUACCUGACUGAGUUGGAUCAACUAUGGAUGCCUAAGGCACUCAAGCUUGGCUGGUAUCUGACAUUCACUCCUAGCGUGUACGAGACAGGAGUCUGGAAGCGACACUAUCUUGAGAAUGUUCGUAGCUUACACUAUCUUCCUCCAAAGGAUGCACCAAAGCAGAAGCAGGUCACAACAAAUGGCCAAGGUAACAAUGAGAAUGACACCAAGAAGACAGUAACCCCACCAAGAAAGACUGCAUGGUCUACCAAGAGUAAACCCCCAAAACCACUCCAGCAUAAACCUUGGAGGGCCAAUGCCCCUGUUGCCAUGGAUACACAUCGCAAUAAUUAUUUGGAUAAUGACGAUGAAUUGUUGAAAGCAAGGCAAAGGAGAAUGGAAAAGCUUGAAGCCAGUGGGAAGAGAAGACCACAAGGUGCAAUGACCCCCGACAAAACAGGAAAUUCCCCUAACAUCAAGAGUAGUGGGGCAUCAAAAACACUCCCAUCAACACAGUUUAAUGCUAAGCUUAAAAGAGCAAGAUCAGCUUCUAAUAUUUCUGCUGAAUCAUCCCAUGGUAGACCAGACUGGGCCCAGUCCAUGGCUGGGGGCGACGCCUCCAAAAUGACAGCCAAUCAUAUAGGAGGAUUAGAUGCAACAGUGAGACCGGCUCCAGUUCUAAAACCAUCCCGUUCAACCAAUGCACUAAAUAGGACAGAGAGAGAUCCACCAAGUGGAGUUCAUUUUGCAGCGAAGGGAUGGAAAACGGUUGAGUAUUCAGAUGAUGAGAGUAUAGGCUGAUGAUAAACAUCCCUCUCCGAUCAGGUUUGUGUGCUGUCAAAAAGAUGUUCUGCUGCUUAAUUGACUUUAAGAACAGGUGCCUGAUUACAAACUACUCUUACUCUUUGGAAUAGGGAUGUCUUUUACCUGGCUUAAGAUCCGCCUCCAAAAUGUUCGUUCUCAUAUCUAUUGUGGCCCAUUGCCUAUGAUUACCAUGACAACUGGGGCUCGAGGUAAAUUUAGAACCAAGAUAUUCAUGGUACUUAUCUCUCAUUUCUUGUGAUGUGAAGUGGCUUUUGAAAUGAAACAGUACUUAUUAUGUUCAUAUUUUUUUCCCAAACAAUUUAUAUUUUGUAUUCUUUGUGAAACAGUUGCAUUUAUGGCAGUACUUACUGCAAGACUUGAAUUAUGAUUGUCAUUUUUGUCUCGCCUGCGUAGCGGAGCGAGACAUAGGUAUCACUAUUUCCGGUGUCGGCGUCGUCGUUGUCGUCGCCGUCGUCAACAAUUGUGUUGUACACCCAAUAACUUUCUAUAGCUUCAAGGUGGGAUCACCAAAUUCAUACCAGAGGUCCAUCUCCUGAAGGCACAGGUCAAGUUCGAAUAUGAGUCGAAUUUGAAUAAGGUCAAAGGUCAAUGAACUUUCCAUGACUGGCACUGUGCUGUGUUGUACACAUAAUAACUUUGUACACCCAAUAACUUUCUAUAGCUUCGAGGUGGGAUCACCAAAUUCAUACCAGAGGUCCAUCUCCUAAAGGCACAGGUCAAGUUCGAAUAUGAGUCGAAUUUGAAUAAGGUCAAAGGUCAAUGAACUUUCCAUGACUGGCACUGUGCUGUGUUGUACACAUAAUAACUUUCUAUAUCUUCGAGGUGGGAUCACCAAAUUCAUACCAGAGGUCCAUCUCCUGAAGGCACAGGUCAAGUUCGAAUAUGAGUCGAAUUUGAAUAAGGUCAAAGGUCAAUGAACUUUCCAUGACUGGCACUGUGCUGUGUUGUACACACAAUAACUUUCUAUAGCUUCGAGGUGAGAUCGCCAAAUUCAUAAUAGAGGUCCAUCUCUUGAAGGUGCAGGUCAAGUUUAAAUGUGAGCCGAAUUUGAAUAAGGUCAAAGGUCAAUGAACUUUCCAUGACUGGCACUGUGCUGUGCUGUACACACAAUAACUUUCUAUAUCUUUGACGUAGGAUUGCCAAAUUCAAACAAGAGGUCCAUCUCUUGAAGGUGCAGGUCAAGUUCGAAUGUGAGUUGAAUUUGAUUAAGGUCAAAGGUCAAUGAACUUUCCAUGACUGGCACUGCUGUGUUGUACACACAAUAACUUUCUAUAGCUUCGAGGUGGGAUCGCCAAACUCGUAACAGAGGUCCAACUAAGUCGUAUAGCAUACAUGUAGUUUUGACAUGCAGUCUCUUCAUGACUGCAAUAUGCAGGCGAGACAACGCUUGGCGUUUGCCUUGUUAGAUUAUUAAUGUACGUAUGUGGGAAAUAAUGAAGUGAAUUCACAAUUGUAAUGAAGUUUUAUUUUCUUACUAUCUUACUACCUGCAUUGAAUGAAAGUGCGAAAAGAAAAUUCUUCAAGUUUGAAGCAGAAAUCAGACAGUGCAAUAACCAGGAAUAUGUUUUUUGGGGAAAGAAUAUUGAUUAUACUUUAUUUACCUUCAUUCAACAAUUCAAGUAAGCUAUUGCAAUCAAAGGUCAAGACCCAAGCCUCUCUCCCUUUUCCCUGUUUUUGAGAAUACAAAGUGGCAAAUAUUUGAUUUAUGUGAUAUGGAUCAUUGAGUCAGAUCAGGUACAUUGGUAGAUGCCGUCAGGAAUCAUUCUUUCCUAAAUGGAUUGACUCAUGUUUUAACAGAUGGCUUUAUCAGUAUCCACUUAGGGGGUCAGGUGUUGCAAGAAAAUAUUUGCAAUCAAUUGCAAAUAUUCUGUUGCAAUUUUAUAAGUGAGAAAUUGAUUUUAGCUCGAGCAAAUCAGAUUACACUCUUUGUUUCGAGGAGCAGAUAAGCAAUCAAUCAUGAAUGCAAUUAAUUGCAAGACAUAUGAUUGAUUUAGGGACCAAAAAUAGACUUGCAAUUAAUUGCAAGACAUAUGAUUGAUUUAGGGACCAAGUUUCUUGCAACACCAUAUGAUGAUCUAAUUCUCAGGUUGUCUAAUGCCAUCAUGGGUAAACCCACUUGGUCUCAUGUCAAAUUGGUCUAAUGCCAUCAUGGGUAAACUCACUUGGUCUCAUGUCAAAUUGGUCUAAUGCCAUCAUGGGUAAACUCACUUGGUCUCAUGUCAAAUUGGUCUAAUGCCAUCAUGGGUAAACUCACUUGGUCUCAUGUCAAAUUGGUCUAAUGCCAUCAUGGGUAAACCCACUUGGUCUCAUGUCAAAUUGGUCUAAUGCCAUCAUGGGUAAACCCACUUGGUCUCAUGUCAAAUUGGUCUAAUGCCAUCAUGGGUAAACUCACUUGGUCUCAUGUCAAAUUGGUCUAAUGCCAUCAUGGGUAAACCCACUUGGUCUCAUGUCAAAUUGGUCUAAUUCCAUCAUGGGUAAACCCACUUGGUCUCAUGUCAAAUUGGUCUAAUGCCAUCAUGGGUAAACCCACUUGGUCUCAUGUCAAAUUGGUCAAAUGCCAUCAUGGGUAAACUCACUUGGUCUCAUGUCAAAUUGGUCUAAUGCCAUCAUGGGUAAACUCACUUGGUCUCAUGUCAAAUUGGUCUAAUGCCAUCAUGGGUAAACUCACUUGGUCUCAUGUCAAAUUGGUCUAAUGCCAUCAUGGGUAAACCCACUUGGUCUCAUGUCAAAUUGGUCUAAUUCCAUCAUGGGUAAACCCACUUGGUCUCAUGUCAAAUUGGUCUAAUGCCAUCAUGGGUAAACCCACUUGGUCUCAUGUCAAAUUGGUCAAAUGCCAUCAUGGGUAAACUCACUUGGUCUCAUGUCAAAUUGGUCUAAUGCCAUCAUGGGUAAACUCACUUGGUCUCAUGUCAAAUUGGUCUAAUGCCAUCAUGGGUAAACUCACUUGGUCUCAUGUCAAAUUGGUCUAAUGCCAUCAUGGGUAAACUCACUUGGUCUCAUGUCAAAUUGGUCUAAUGCCAUCAUGGGUAAACUCACUUGGUCUCAUGUCAAAUUGGUCUAAUGCCAUCAUGGGUAAACUCACUUGGUCUCAUGUCAAAUUGGUCUAAUGCCAUCAUGGGUAAACUCACUUGGUCUCAUGUCAAAUUGGUCUAAUGCCAUCAUGGGUAAACUCACUUGGUCUCAUGUCAAAUUGGUCUAAUGCCAUCAUGGGUAAACUCACUUGGUCUCAUGUCAAAUUGGUCUAAUUGCCAUUUGGUCCAACCAUCACUUGAUAAACUUUGUCACUUUUUUCUAAUGAAAAUAUGGUUCAUUAUCAGGUCAACUAAACAUAAUAGACUAAGUAGUGUUAGACCAAGUGAAUAUUAGACCAAAUGGUAAAUGGGUUAAAUGACAAUUAAUCCAAAUGGUUAGAACAGAUUGGUUGUAGAUUAACAAGGAUUAGACCAUAUGGGAUGAGACCAAAUGGAAAGUAAACACAGUGGUUGUACACCAAUCUUAAUGAGGGAUUUAUACAUCUGUUGUUUAUUGAAUGAAAUUAUGACAUCAAUAUUCUUAAAACUGUCUCAUUUGAUUCAAAUUAUGUUUUCUUUGAUGCUGUCUUAGAGUAAUCACGAUAUCAUUCUUUAUAAUCUUAAGUCACCUUGAUUUGUACAUAAUGUGAAUAAUGUCUAUAGAUUUUUAUUUUUGUACCUAGUGUUUGUAAAGAUGUGUGUACAGUGCUAAUAUUAUUUGUACAAUAUUGAUAGUUCCUAUUGUCCUAGUAUGAUGGUGUUUUUUUUUUAAUUAGUGAAAUAUAUAAUAUAUGUUAAAUGUUAUUUGAUGUACCACUUAAGAACAACAACAAUUUGUUCUCAUCUUUAUAGAAUCUUGUGAAUUCCCUAUUUGGAUUUAUUAUGAUGCAAUUUAAAAUUGAAUGGGUAAUUGACAUAAUACUGGAUGAAAAUAUUCAAGUUAGCCCAAAAAAUGUUAAGAUUUUUUUAUUGGAGAUAUAAGCAAUAGAGGCAUGGCAAUAAAGAUUGUAGUACCAUGGAUAUUUUAAUACAUGAGCUAUCAAGUAAAAUUGCAUCACGCUUCCCCUCUUUUAAUAAUUGUUUUUGUGAUUUAGUAGUUUAUUAGAAACAAGCCAAUUUGACAGCCUCAUAUAAAGUGAGUUAUGAGAAAUGGAGGUGUACAAGGGUAAUGUUAUGAUAAUAAUUUAGUGAAUCAUAGUCUUCCCUUUUGUUUUGAUAUUCCUAAUCAAACUAAACCAGCAUGUAGCUGUAACCCAAUGAGAUCUGUGUUUUCCUGUCACCCAACUGCUUGAAAGUUGAAACCACAGAAAUCUAAAAUCCUACUUCAGAGAUUUAUAGGAGACUUAUUUGAUGCUGUAGGUAGAUGCAAUCAAUAUUGUAUUUUGUAUUCAAGUAGAUCCCAACAAACUGUUUUGGUUAAUAUAUAGAUCUUUAUUUGGAAAGCUUAAGAAUAUGAGUUUCUGAAAAAUAUAGGAACAAUGAAAGUGAGCUGGUAGCUUAAACAUAUAUAUUUGGAAUUGACUGAUUAAACCUUUUUGCCAUGUGGAUAGUGGAUAUAUUUCUAGCAUUUCAAAUGUGUUUAUUGUACAAUAAUAACACCCUUAACCCUGGGGGAGGGCUGAUUCAGCCACCCUUCAACAUUUUUCGCGAUGAAUCUGCCACGCAAAAUUUUUGUUCUUUGACUUUUACUUUCAAGUCUCACACAACUUUUGAGACCAAAAUUGCGACCCCCGGGUACGCAGUUCCGAAAAUGAUGCAACGUUUUGUAAGUACAUGCAGACCCAAAGUUGCUCAAAAACGUGAAUUUGUGUUCAAAUCCAAUGCAAAUAGUGUUUUAGCCGAAAUUCGUAAAUGUAUCAUUAUUUUUCCUUUUAAUGAUUAAAAUCAAUGACUUUCAUCUUGUUUAUGGUCAAAAUAAAGUCCCUGACAAUGUCCAUUGAGAAAACAAUAAAAAACAAAGUCGAAAAAUAUAGAUAUACAUAAGAAAUUUAGAAAACAAUAAAAUACAUAAGAAAAUAAAUGUGAUAUUGUUUUUAUUUUAAAGUAUAUUUGAUCAAAAUCCUAUAAAGUCUGUGAACCAAAAAUAAGCAUUUUAGGGGCAUUAUUUAGUUAAAUAGAGAAAACUUUUGAUUUUGCGCAUAAAUUUGCAUAAUAAAUUAGUAAAGAGAUUUUUCGCAGAAUAUUGUUCUUACUGUUUUGUAGAUUAUGUCAUGGGUAAUGUGCAUGUUAAUUUUUGUUGUGAUCACGCGAUCAACGGCCAAGAUCUAUUCAGCCCCCAUCUUCUUAGGGGUCAAAAUAGCCCAGUCUAUUUACGGUUAAUGAAUUGAUAUUGCUUUGUAUAUUAGCGAUCUUAUUCACUCUUAUUUCCUCAUGUGCUUGCCGACUGACAGGCAGUUCUAGUUACAUGUAAUUCAAUAGAUUUAUAACAGUACAUUACUAGCAAAAAUUCACUGUUGUAAAAUGUAUUCUAUUGCAUCUAAUUUUAUUAUUUUAUUCUAUUCUAACUUAUUUCAUUUCAUUUAUUUUAAUCGCAAAUCUAAAUUUUCAAAUAAUCUUUAGGGAUGCUUGGCUUAACAGGACAAUAAAAUUAAUAGUCUAUACAUGUAUGUAUCUUAAUCAUCCUCUAUGAUGGAUGUGUAUGGAAUCAAAAGCACCUACUUUUCAUGAUCACUCUAUACACUACAUAAUGUACAAAUCUCAGUAAAGCAAUUAAUGUAUCAUUUGAGCGUGUAAUUUAUGGAUGCUGUGAUGUAAUGGGCAAUGCAAAUAAGCAAUGUGCAGUGUUUAUAUGAUGUAUUUUUUGUAUUUCAAAUUUUUGUAUUUUUCAAUUUUAUAACUUAAUUUUGAAGCACUAAUUUAGUUUUUAAAUACACAUCAAUUGAUAUAUGUUUUGUCAGAUUAACUGUACAUGUUCUAUGUGUUAUCAUGUAACCUUAUUCAUUAUCUAUUGGUCUCUUUUAUAAUUAUGCCUUUCUUUUAUAAUUGUUGCAUUGCGUUGUGACUACUAUUUUUAGUAACUACAUGUUUCUAAUGUGAGGGAUCGACAGAAUGCCAGUCAUUUAUGUGUAAUCAUAGAGCUAUUCUGUAAUAGCUCUAUGAUGUAAUAUGUAUUGUUGCUUGCUUUAGCAAUAUUGAUACAAGGUUGCAUUUAACAAUUAGCAUAUUAAAAAUCUAACAUUCACAAAUUAAUAUAAGAAU
Molecule: messenger RNA, 7480 nt
Organism: Lytechinus pictus (painted urchin)
Lineage: Eukaryota; Metazoa; Echinodermata; Echinoidea; Temnopleuroida; Toxopneustidae
Product: F-box only protein 16-like
Exons: 8
Coding region: 96-1247 (383 amino acids)
Molecular function (GO): protein binding
Source: RefSeq, a predicted model, not a curated record